Molecule: messenger RNA, 1298 nt
Organism: Humulus lupulus (European hop)
Lineage: Eukaryota; Viridiplantae; Streptophyta; Magnoliopsida; Rosales; Cannabaceae
Product: ATP-dependent Clp protease proteolytic subunit-related protein 4, chloroplastic
Exons: 8
Coding region: 59-976 (305 amino acids)
Biological process (GO): protein quality control for misfolded or incompletely synthesized proteins
Cellular component (GO): endopeptidase Clp complex
Molecular function (GO): ATPase binding; serine-type endopeptidase activity; ATP-dependent peptidase activity
Source: RefSeq, a predicted model, not a curated record
AUUAUCUUCUUCCUUGCUCCUUCGAAUUCUUUCCCACACAAGUCAAGUACCGCUAGCUAUGGAAGUGGCCACCACAGCUUCGAGCUUCGCGCUCCACUCGCGCAUGUUAGCACCGCCCACCCCAUACCGAACAUUAACUCCUCUACGUGCUCAGACGACGUAUUCUUCUUCUUCCUCUCUCCGAGCUUCUCUCUCAUCCAAUUUCCUCUCUCCCUUCGCCGGCGGCAGCCUCUCCGCAGAUUUUUCAGGCCAGAAACUUCGCCCCUCAUCUCUCAAUCCGGCUUUGUUUCGCAGCUCCAAUGCCAAAAGAGGCGUAGUCACUAUGGUUAUUCCAUUUUCCAGGGGAAGUGCAUGGGAGCAGCCCCCUCCAGAUUUGGCAUCAUACUUGUACAAAAAUCGAAUUGUGUACUUGGGCAUGUCUCUUGUCCCUUCUGUCACAGAGUUGAUACUAGCAGAGUUUCUAUACCUUCAGUAUGAAGAUGCUGACAAGCCUAUUUAUCUUUACAUAAACUCCACUGGAACAACCAAGGGUGGUGAAAAGUUGGGUUAUGAGACUGAAGCUUUUGCUAUAUACGAUGUUAUGGGGUAUGUGAAGCCCCCAAUAUUUACGCUCUGUGUUGGUAAUGCUUGGGGAGAAGCAGCCUUACUUUUGGCUGCUGGUGCAAAGGGAAACCGUUCUGCAUUGCCCUCCUCUACAAUUAUGAUGAAACAGCCCAUUGCAAGGUUUCAAGGUCAAGCUACAGAUGUUGAGCUUGCAAGAAAGGAAGUAAACAAUGUAAAGACAGAGUUGGUUAAUCUCUUUGCAAAGCAUAUUGGCAAAUCAGCUGAGCAAAUUGAAGCUGACAUCAGGCGCCCAAAAUAUUUUAGUCCCAGUGAGGCAGUUGAAUAUGGUGUCAUAGAUAAGGUAAUAUACAAUGAGAGAAGUACUGAAGAUAAGGGUGUUGUUUCUGAUCUGAAAAGGGCACAGCUUAUAUGACGUAGAAAGAAUGGAAAUCAUUAAUUCGAGAGAUUGAAGUUUAUGCAAUGAUUAGCUUCUAGAAUACCGGUGCAAUAGUUGCCCCAUGCAAGGAAAAAGGUCAAAAGCAUUGAGACAAACUUGCAGCAACGGAGGAUGUUCGCAGUGCAUGCAAUUUUGGAACCCAUAAAACACUGGGAAUUGGGGAUAAAAAAAUGUAUCAAUUAUCUGGCGCAGAAAUUAAAGAAUUGCAUUGUAUACAUGUUUCUUUUAACUUCAAUUUUUUUUUUGGCCAGAUUUGUUAGUGUGAAUGAAGCUCACAAGGAAAGUAAGUCUUGGACUA